GGGUUUAAGAAUUUAUUCCGAAAUUUAUUCAUGGGAGCUCUUGUCCACCCUUAGCAACUGCUAAAAGGGACUUUUAAUUUACUGCUAAUUUACUGCUUAAAUUAGCAGUAAAUUAGCAGCACGACUCGACAGAUCAGCACGUAAGUAAAAAUAGCAGUAAAUUAGCAGGUGCUAAAUUUGCGAUUUCGCGUUUAGCAGUACGAAAAUGGAAAUUAGCAGUACGGAGGUACUUUUAGCAGUAAAUUACCUUCGAAGGUAUUGCAAACAUGCCAAAAGAAGAAUGGCCACUUGCAUGUGACCAUGCUGUAUUGUUAUACAACCGGAUUCCACAUCAAAAACACGACUUGAAGAAAAGUCCAUACGAAAUAAUGUAUGGUGUCAAGCCAGACAUGACUAAAGUCAAAGUUUUCGGCUGUGAAGUGUUUGAGCUCAUAUCUAAACAGAGCAACACAGGUUUGGGGCAAAAACUCAACCCAAGAGCAAAAGCUUUUAUGUAUGUUGGACACUCGGAGACCACAGUUGCUGAUUCUUAUAAACUGUAUGACAGAGGAAGCAAAACUGUCAAGACAGAAGCGUCAGUAAGUGCAUUGAAAAUGUGGAUGAAUACGGAAAAGUGCUGAGCAAGCACAACCAUUCAUAUGCACAUGACUUCUCAGUCAGAGAAACUCUGCCAGAAGAUUUCACGACAGCAAAAAUGGGUCAACGCAAUUGCUGAUAAAGGUAAAGCCAAUCACAGGAAAAUCUCGAUGGAUAU
Micromonas pusilla CCMP1545 is the source of this 754-nucleotide messenger RNA. RefSeq lists its product as uncharacterized. The coding region runs from base 267 to 620 and encodes 117 amino acids. Gene Ontology annotation, molecular function: nucleic acid binding. The record is from RefSeq and is a predicted model, not a curated record. Lineage: Eukaryota; Viridiplantae; Chlorophyta; Mamiellophyceae; Mamiellales; Mamiellaceae. The transcript is spliced from 2 exons.